GAUACUUCCUAGCACAUAGAAUAAUGAUAGUUGUAGGCCCUGAUCAAGACUAAUGUAAAUUUUUUGUGUUUGUAACGAACAUUCUUUCCCAUAAUGUCUCUUUUGUUUUUGUUAGAGUCGAGGCUACUCUCUCAUAUCUUAAAUUAAUGUGCUCUCUACACACAAAGAUUGUUCCCAUCGCAUUUCUGAAAAUUAGAAAGAUCAUGAGGGUACUAGACAUACAGGGAAAGCUCCGGCUAGCUCUUGGCUUAGUAAAGGAUCAUGCAUCGAUCGGCAAGGCUAUGAUACACAACCCUUACGAUGGCUUUUCCAACAUAGAUAUUGCAGUCCUGCGCGCUACUGGCCAUGAUAAUGGCCCCAUCGACGACAAACACAUGCAUGAGAUUCUCUUCCUUGUUUCUAACUCCCCUGGAUCCAUUCCUUUUCUGGCCGAACGAAUUUCUCGCCGUCUUUGCAAAACCAGAGACCGCCUGGUCGCCCUCAAGACCCUUGUCCUCAUCCAUCGCCUUCUAAGAGGAGGCAACCGUUGCUUUGAGCAACAGCUACGAGAUGCACACAUAUCUGGUCAUCUCCAAAUGAGUACCCGCUGGUUUUCUAAGAAUUCUGACCCUUCAGUUUGUUUUAUGCACAAUUAUGCAGCAUAUCUGGAAGAAAGGAUGGGUUGGCUCAUCAACCAAGCAGGAAAACUCGAACCUGUCAUGUCUAAAGGCAGCUUCGAGUUUCGAUGCUACGAAGAGAAAUCAAUCGACAUGGUGUUCCGAAAAUUGCCAAAAUGUCAACUACUUAUAGAUAGGAUCUUGAGUUGUUCACCGUUGGAUAUAUUGCCUUCAGAUAACCUGGCUCAAUCAGCCAUGAGCAACACCUUGAAAGAGAGCUUUCAGCUUUACUUAACUUUUUGUGAAGGCAUCGCUGCUCUUGUUAACAUGUUCUUUGAUUUAACAAAGCCGGCGAGGGCUUUAGCCUGUGAAAUACUUAAGAGGGCUUCCCAACAAAGUCAGGAGCUUCACGAUCUGUAUGAGAAUUGCAAACGGAUUAUUGAGAACAAGAGUUUGGAGUACCCAUAUGUUCAAAUCAUCACUAUGGAGCAUGUUAUGGCAUUGGAACAAUGCUUGGGCUGUCCACCAAUUGAUCAAAAGGCCAAUUCCUAUAGUUUUGUGUUGAGCAAGACUACUGCUUCAUCAAAAUCAACGAAGCCACAAGGGGCAACGGCAGCAAAAGAAGGCCAAAAGGGCGAUAUCAGUUUGUCAUCAACUCUCUUCUCAUGCGCACUGGAGACCAAAAUUAGCAAAGUAUGGGUUGUGUUUGACGAAGAUGAUCAUCCCAACCAAUCACAACUUCCACUACAUGAUAAGAGUCUUCUUCAUUGAGCAAGGUCUGUGAGAUCUUUCUACUGCACAGCAUAAUCUGGGGGCCGGGAUGCGAAUAUUAAAAUAGACAAGGAACAGUACUGUCGGCCUAGCUAGCCCUUGUGGUUUUCUAAAAACUUUGACAUGAUUAACGUUAAUAUCUCGAUACAGGCACGCAACGGUGCCCACUAAGAGCUCUGGCCGGCCAAUAAGUAUUUUCGUUCAUAAUCGGAGUGAACUUACGGGUUUGGUACUUUCAACCAAGGUUUUUCCAUUGUUCUUGUAUCUUAAUACGUGAGGUUCUUGGUGCUUGCUACUUGUUUCAAGUACUCGAGAAUUUGAGGGUGUGCA
Messenger RNA from Carya illinoinensis, 1697 nucleotides. Its product is annotated as putative clathrin assembly protein At1g33340. Lineage: Eukaryota; Viridiplantae; Streptophyta; Magnoliopsida; Fagales; Juglandaceae. Gene Ontology annotation, cellular component: clathrin-coated vesicle; clathrin-coated pit. The transcript has 2 exons. Gene Ontology annotation, molecular function: 1-phosphatidylinositol binding; phosphatidylinositol-4,5-bisphosphate binding; clathrin heavy chain binding. Gene Ontology annotation, biological process: vesicle budding from membrane; clathrin coat assembly; clathrin-dependent endocytosis. The coding region runs from base 147 to 1367 and encodes 406 amino acids. The record is from RefSeq and is a predicted model, not a curated record.